Colletotrichum navitas is the source of this 694-nucleotide messenger RNA. RefSeq names its product RmlC-like cupin domain-containing protein. NCBI's taxonomy places the organism in Eukaryota, Fungi, Ascomycota, Sordariomycetes, Glomerellales, Glomerellaceae. The coding region runs from base 167 to 544 and encodes 125 amino acids. The transcript has 4 exons. The record is from RefSeq and is a predicted model, not a curated record.
UGGAAUAAAAGCCAUCGACCCGAGCGGCCGCAACGUGGUCCAGACAGAAAGGAAGGAAGAGUGAUCACAGAAAGGGAUAAAGACAACUGAGAAGCGGAACCUCUACGUCUACGGAAAAGAAAGAGAGAGAGAGAGAGAGAAAGAACAAAAAAAGAGUCGCGCAAAAAUGCCUCUCCGCGGACCCGUGCCGGUGAAGUUGUACAAGAAGGAGGACAGCGAAAAGAUCUGCGUCGGGCCGAUGACCAUCUACAUCUUCGAGGACGGGAGCAACACGGACAACCGGAUCGGGUGCAUGACGCUGGAGCUGCCGCCGGCCACGUCCGGGCCUCCGAUGCACUGGCACCGGUUCCACGACGAGUGCUUCUUCGUGACCAAGGGAACGGUACGCUUCAAGACACCCGACGGGGAUGUCGACGCCGGAGAGGGCCAGCUCAUGGUCGUUCCCCCGCGGGCGAUCCACACCUUCGCCAACCCGUCCGAGACCGAGCCUGCCGAGUUCUUCAUGACCUCCACCCCUGGGUACUACAUGGACUCUAACGCCUGAUAGACUUCCGCACGAUGAGCAAGAUCGUCGACGAGGGGAAGAAGCUGUCACGGGACGAGGUUCAGCACCUGAUGGCGCUGUUCGGAACCUUUCCUCCGGACGUCGAGUCGGAGCCGUGAAGACUGGACUGAUGCCCGCCGCGCGGGGUGG